AUGUCGAAAGAAACAGCGUCUAUGAGAGAAAUACAACACAACCGACAACUCAUUAUGCAAGCUCUAAAUAAGAACACAACAAACUUUUCAAACUAUUCUAAGAUAUCUGAGUCAUUGAAAGAAGGAAACUUAAAACUGACAUUAAACCCAAUGACAGAUGAGUUUCUAUUUCAAGACAAUAAGAACCAUACUGUCUGUAUAAAUCCAACAAAAGGAACUUUAAACGAGAAACCUAUAAAUGAACUUCUUUUGAAAGCAGAUGUUGACAACAAAGCUGACAAAACAUAUGUAGACGAUGCAAUAGCAAAAGAAGAAGAAAGAGCUAACAAAGCUUAUGCAACGAAAGAACAUACUCAUCCUGAACUAGCAGACAAAACAUAUGUUGACAAUAAAAUGUCAAGUGAAGUGACAAGAGCUGAAAACGAAUAUUCUAAAAAGACUCAUACACAUUCUAUAUCUGAAAUAACAGACUUACAAGAAACAUUAGAGACAAAAGCAGAUAAGGGAUGGGUGGCUAGUGUGUUAGUGAAGAAGGCGGAUAAGGAAUAUGUGGAUGAAAAAGAUAACGAAAUUAUAGAAAGGGUUGAAUGGUACCAUGAACGGACAUCGAAGAUUUUAAAAGGUAAAGCCAAUACAGGAUGGGUUUCAGGAUGUUUAGACCUUAAAGCAGAUAAAACUUAUGUUAACGAUGAGUUAGAGAAGAAAGCAAAUAAGACUCAUACACAUACCAUUGCAAAUAUUGCAAACUUACAAGAAACCUUAAACAGGAAAAGUGACGUUGGACAUACACAUACAUCUUCUGAAAUAACAGACUUAAACGUUAGCCUUGACAAGAAAGCAGACAAAACAGAGCUUCAAACAUUAAAGACAGAAAUACUUCAAACAUUAUAUCCUAUAGGCUCUAUUUAUACGUCAAUGAACUCUACCAGACCAGAAACAGUUCUGGGUUUUGGAACUUGGACUCAAAUAGUCGACAGGUUUUUGUAUUGUGCAAACUCUUCAAAGGAAACAGGUGGAAGUAAAACGAUUUCAGGUGAAAAUUUACCUGCACACAGUCACUACAUAGAUUUAAGUACAUCUCAAGCAGGUUGGCAUAAGCAUAGAUAUUGGGAUUGGUCAGCAAUGACAAAAGGUAAAGGAUAUGAUGUUAAAGACAACGUUAAGUUUGCUAUAAAUUGUUACUGGAGUAACACUGAGGGAGGAGGAAACCAUACACAUCGCGUUUCAGGGUAUACGCAAACAACGGGACAAAGUAAAGACUACAUGCCACCUUACAUGACAGUUUACGCAUGGUAUAGAAAUGCUUAG
Messenger RNA from Trichomonas vaginalis G3, 1308 nucleotides. Its product is annotated as phage tail repeat-like family. The record is from RefSeq and is a predicted model, not a curated record. NCBI's taxonomy places the organism in Eukaryota, Parabasalia, Trichomonadida, Trichomonadidae. The transcript has a single exon. The coding region runs from base 1 to 1308 and encodes 435 amino acids.